UAUUACAGAGAUACUGAGUUCUGAGUUCAUUGAUUCAUUGUUCAUUGUCCGCUUUACUUGGUGCAAGGUGGAUCUGGGUGGAUCCCAUGUUUUAACUUCAAUAUUUAUUUCAAUAAUUUCAUGUUUUGUUGUUCGUGUCUGUCAUAUUCUGGUUGUGGAAGUGAAAAGUUAUCAAUACGAAAUACCUACUCUCAAAAUCAUGGGUUUAUUUCAAUCGAAAAGUGAAGAACUGGAAAGACAGGCUAGAGAAAGAGAACAAAGACAACAACAACAAUAUAGGCUUCAACUGCAAGAAUAUAGGCGACAGCAAGAACUUAAGCGACAGCAAGAAUAUGAGCGACAGCAGGAAUAUGAACGACAGCAGGAACUAAGGAGACAAGCAGAUAUUACUUGGGAAUAUUUGGCCACAAGAAUAUCCAAUUUACACAUUAUAGAGGAAUCAGAACAGCAAAGAGGUUUUGUCAAAGAAAUCAAACCAGACCCAGAACUUAUACGAAGUCUUCUGCAGAGCAUUGGUAAAGGCGACUGGGCAGAUAAAGUUGGUGAUGGCCAGGUUUAUGUUAAGGAAACACUGGAUAGUUACUCGCUGGACUUCCAACAACAAAAUAACCUAUUCAGGAAAACAAAUAAAAUUUUCUUCAAUGUCACAGAUAUUGAGAAAAUAUUCAAUCCAUAUAUGUUUCUGAAAUUCAAAUUGAAAGAGAAACAGUAUCAAAAACGACUAGGUUAUGUGCAAACUAUGAAGAUGUAUCAUGGUACAAUGAAGCACAACACUAAUGGGAUUUGUCAAACUAAUUUUGACUGGAGGAAAAAUGGGAAUUCUACAGGACACAGGUUCGGACAAGGAGUCUCGUUCAGUCCUUUCUCGAACUACGCCACUCAUUAUGGGGACAAAAGGUCCUUCGACAAGGUGAUGUUCGCUGUGGACAUACUAGUGGGGGAAAUGUGUCCAGGAGAGGGGAAUACUGUCAUCCCUGAAGGAAACGCAGACACCACAGUCAAUGACAAAGGAUCUGUCUAUGUCAAGUACGAGGACGACGCUUUCUAUCCCACAUACUUGAUACACUACCAGGGUUUCGAGAAAAAAAUAAAAAAAAACAAUUCAAUACAGAUGUACCAUUGAUAUUAGGUACUUACAUAUUUUUGGCACAAAAUUUUGAAAAACUUUCUUUCGAAGAUCGGUAGUUUUCGAGUUAUAAAAAUUCAUUCACCCAUUUUUUAACGGACUGAUUACAGAAAAAUUCAUCUGGGAUAGAUGAACUUUCUAUAAUUACUAUUAAGAAUGUAAUUGAUCUGAUAAAAUGUCCUAAGGAACCAGUCCUACAUACACGGAUAUUUUCCCACUGAGUUCAAAACGGCACUAGUAAUUCCCUUAUUCGAAAAAGGAGAUGCCAACUACAGACAAAUUUCCCAACUCUGCUCACUGGAAGUUGUAUGAGAAAGUAGUAACUGCUAGGACAAUGAAUUUUUUAGAAAUCAACAACUUGAUAUGUGGCAACCAGCAUGGUUUUAGGAAAACUUAUUCUGUUGAAACAGCAUCAUUUCAAUUUUGUUUAUUCUGAAAUAGAUUCCAAGAUUGUGUAAUUAGCCUGUUUUUCGACUUGUCAAAGGCAUUUGACGUGUUGUCAUCCCAAUUUCUAAAUAUUAAGUUGAAAAUCCUCGCUUUUCCAAAUAAUUUAUUGACUUGGUUGAAAUCAUAUAUGCAUGGACGUAGUAUGGCUGCCAGAAAUAACGUUGUUUCGUCAAGCGAGCGUGAUGAUAAGUUAGGAGUACCGCAAGGGUCAGUCUUAGGACUCCUACUAUUCGUGUUAUUUGUUAAUGACUUGCCUGAACACGUAACUGAUUGCUACAUCACCAUGUUUGCAGAUGACACAACAAUUACAGUUUUCAAUCCAGACCCAGAUAUAUAAUUAACAAAUGUCGGCAGAAUAAUGGCCAAAAACGUAUCGUGAGAUUAAUCUUUGAUGUGGACUAAAGAGAUAGUUGCAAACCAAUAUUUAUAAGAGAGAAAUUGUUAACUGCUGCAUCCAUGUAUAUUUUGAAAUGUUUGAAAUACAUCAGAAGCAACUUGAAAUCCUUCGAUACCAAUGCUUUUUCGCAUGCUUACAACACACGACAUAGUGGUCACCUAAAACUACCAAACCACAAAACUACGAAAUUCAAAAAUUCUCCUAUCUACAAAGCAUUGAGCUUCUACAACAAACUGCCUACGGCAAUUUAAAGUUCUGAAUGUGAUAGAAUAUUCUUUAACAAAUUAAAAUGUUUGCUGAUUGAAAAAGGUUACUACUCCUAUCAAGAAUAUUUGGAUGAUCCAUUAGUGUGAAUUAUUUUACUUUUUACCUAAAUGUCACUUGUAGUGUGCUGUAACUGCUGUAAUCUUAAUUGUUACCUGUUCCGUAAUAUAUAACUUCGGUUCAAUUAUUUUAAUUAUUUAUGGUCACGCAUGUUAUGAUAAUUUUAUAUUAUAUUAUACUGGUAAUCGUUACUUUUGAUAUAUAUCUUGUGUUGUGAUAUCGUAUUAUGUUGUUUUGAUUAUACAUAUGAUUGU
This is a messenger RNA of Phaedon cochleariae (mustard beetle), 2548 nucleotides long. The record is from the annotation of a GenBank genome assembly. NCBI's taxonomy places the organism in Eukaryota, Metazoa, Arthropoda, Insecta, Coleoptera, Chrysomelidae.